AACUAUUUUAUUAUUAUGUUCAAUGCUUGAAUAGCAUUAAGAUAUUGCUAUUGAGGUGGUCAACACCGUGCCGUCUCCUCAAUGAUGAUGAUGAAACACAGAAAAACAAAAAAACAAAAAACAAAAAUCAAAACUUAUUCUUGUAAUUUUCUCUCUGCAAAUAGGAGCAUUGAUCGUAUGUCACACGAAUUCUUCCAAGAGGUAAUAUUUUUUCUUUUUCUUUUCUUCUUGUAAUUGAGAAAGGAUAAUCGAGGAGAGAAUUUUGGAAAGAAUGGAACCAAUGGAAAAUUUACUAGUGUUUGUCUCCUUGUGGGUUGUGGAGUGCUGUCUGUAAUUCCUUCCAAAACAUAUGCGCACGGAUGCUUCUUUUUGUUAUUUGAUUGAACAAGAAUCAGAGAGUGGUGUGACUGGAGCAUAUUUCUGAGAAAUUAAACGCACUUAAGUUUUAAUUUGGGUCUAGACAUUGCAUAUUAAGUUGGAAAUUUGAGAAUGGAUUCCGUGAAAUUUGCUUUGAAAUUGAAAUUGAGAUUGAAGGAAUUGUUGAAGGUUUUGGUGAAGAGGCGAAAAUGGCUGGGCAAUACGGUCUCUGUUGGUUUGGGAUUGCUAAUGGUGUUAGUAAUGGUGUUGGCUUUCAUUCGUAGCCACAGAAAUCAUUGCAGGGGGGCAGCAAUUGAGGGGGAAGCAGAGCCUUCGUCAUUUCCAUGGAACCCAUUAGAUUACCCUCAUAAAAAUGAAAGUCUCUCAACGGGGGAAUUGAAUUCUAAGGCCUCUCUGAGUCUCGGAAACAUAAUUUUUGUUAUACAGGGAUCUUCAAAAGAGUGGUCAAGAAGAAAGGAAUUUGUGAAAUUGUGGUUCAGGCCUGGGGUAAUGAGAGGGUUCGUUUGGAUGGAGGAAAAUGUCCCGGUUGAAUCAGAUGAUGACCAAUUUCUGCCUCCUAUUUUGGUUUCUGAUGAUUCUUACGCUCUGGGUAUCCGCCUUUCUAUGAUUUUGCUCAACACUUUCAGACUACGCCCACCUGGUGCACAAUGGUUUGUUUUAUGUGAGGAUGAUACUAUUUUUUCAACAAAGAAUUUAAUGAGCGUUUUGGCAAAGUAUGAUUCCACAGACUUGGUUUAUAUUGGAGGAAAUUCUGAGAGUCAUCAUGAGAAUCAUGGUCAUGCACAUGCCAUGGCAUUUAGCGGUGCAGGGAUUGCUAUAAGUUAUGGUCUUGCAGAAGCUUUGUCCAUUAUGCUUGAAGCCUGCCUGGAAAGAUAUCCUCAAGUCCGCCGUAAUGAUAACAGGUUGCAUGCCUGUAUUACAGAGCUUGGUGUCCCGAUUACUCGAGAACAGGGCUUUCAUCAGUUUGACAUCCGAGGAGAUGCAUUUGGGUUAUUGUCAGCACAUCCAUUGACACCUUUCGUUUCUAUGCAUCAUGUAGACCAACUUCAGCCUGUGUUUCCAAAUCAUAAUUCUCUGGAUAGCCUCCGAACAUUCAUGUCAGCCAUGGAAACUGAGCCUGCUAGUUUUCUACAGCAAGCUAUAAGCUACAAUCAUACAGAAAAGUUAUCAUUCUCUAUCUCUCUUGGCUAUGUUGUCCAGGUCUUUCCAAGUAUUAUGUUUCCCAGGGAGCUACAAGAUCCUCAAAUUACAUUCCGUGCCUGGGAUUGGGGGGACCAUCCUGGAGAGUUUUCUAUGAAUUCAAGGAUAUACCCACAAUCACCAUGUAACAGACCUUUUCUGUUCUAUUUGAAAGAGAAUUUUUUUGAUAAAGAGAAAGAUAAAAUUUUGAACAUAUAUGAGAGAUACCUGAUGGUGGAUGAGCAUAAGGCAGAACAUAAUUGUCGAUUUCACAGUUUCUCCCCAAAGGAAGUUCAGAAAAUCCAUGUUAUGCACAAACCUUUUGAACAACGUUGGCAUUUGAUACCAAGAAGACUCUGUUGUAAUAUGAGAGGAAAGAAAGAUGGAGUCCUAACUAUUUCCUUAGAUAAGUGCAAACGAGGACAGAGAAUCUACAGCUGAUUUAAAGACUUAAUUAGGAUUGGGUCAUCAUUGCUCCUGAGAGAAGGUUCUCUAAGUAUUAACCAUUAAUUAGGAUUGGGUCAUCAUUGCUCCUGAGAGAAAGUUCUAUUAGUGCUACCCAUUCUGAGAGGACUACAUUGCUUCUGGGACACACAUUGGAAUUUUUUUCCCGGACUGUAUCUAUGAGAUGCUGUUGAUUACAUCAACUCAAUUGACAGUUGGAUUCAGGUUCACAUGAGGAAUUGUAUUACAUCAAUGAUGAAUAUGGAGAUUGAAUUUUGUCCAAUAAGAUUGCUCCACAAUUGCUGUACAUCAACAAACUGAAGGGCUUGAUUUUGUGAUUUUGUCAUAAAGAAGAACACACAAAUUUUCAUCCACGGCCACAAAAUAAGCCUUGAUAUUUAGGAAAAGGUAGUUGCAGAAUGCAUAUCCAUCGAUUAUUUAUAGAUUACCUUGGAUGAUGUUUGUAUUCAUAUUUCAAACAUCUAAUGUAAUGUAUUGGUUUUUUCAGCCACAAUUUUCUGCCUAGUCAUUUAUACAGAAUUGAAAAAAUCCUGGAAGAUUUUAAAUCAAGCUUGUGUCAAGAUUUUGAAUUUCCCUUGGAGGUUUGGUUCUUGUAUAAUUGAGACUACAACUUUGGCAAAGAUGAUUACAAGAUUUUGUAAAGAGAUUGUAUAUGAUAUGGACAUUUUAUGGAACUUCACAAAAUUAAACAAAAUUUGCAUUUAACAUGAAAGCAUGAUUUUUUGAGGUCAA
Cryptomeria japonica (Japanese cedar) is the source of this 2754-nucleotide messenger RNA. RefSeq lists its product as uncharacterized. NCBI's taxonomy places the organism in Eukaryota, Viridiplantae, Streptophyta, Pinopsida, Cupressales, Cupressaceae. The coding region runs from base 490 to 1998 and encodes 502 amino acids. Gene Ontology annotation, molecular function: acetylglucosaminyltransferase activity. The transcript is spliced from 3 exons. The record is from RefSeq and is a predicted model, not a curated record.